Triplophysa dalaica is the source of this 5566-nucleotide messenger RNA. It is a transcript of the gene nyap2b, whose product is annotated as neuronal tyrosine-phosphorylated phosphoinositide-3-kinase adaptor 2b. Gene Ontology annotation, biological process: neuron projection morphogenesis; phosphatidylinositol 3-kinase/protein kinase B signal transduction. The transcript has 7 exons. Bases 1059 to 3965 code for a protein of 968 amino acids. The record is from RefSeq and is a predicted model, not a curated record. Lineage: Eukaryota; Metazoa; Chordata; Actinopteri; Cypriniformes; Nemacheilidae.
UUCACCUAAAAUAAAAACCUCACUUUUGGAUUUAUGUUUUUAAUAAAAGUUUUUUGAUACAUAAACAUACUUCCAAAGGAAAUAACUAAAUACAUAUUUUAACUUUUUUUAAUAAAUUCAUAAAUUUUUUUUUUUUUUUUUUAAUAGAAGCAUGUUGGCUCUGUUGCUGUGUUGUUUACUGGUUGAGGAAACUAGGAGUGGUGUUGCAAAGGCAAGGGGUUGAGUAUAAUGAGGUCACACCCUGGCAGUCAUGAUCACCCUCCCCGCCCACUGUGCCGUGACUGACACAUGUUUUCCUACCACUUUCACUAUAGCCCACCAACAAUAGCCGUAGUGCUGCGAAGGAGCUGUCCAUGGUACUGAGAGCGGGAACGGUGAUAUCAAGUGUAUGCGAGGUUGAGAGAGAGCCAAUAGCAGGAGGAGGGUGGGGGUGUGUUCUUUGUGUUUUGAAGCCUGAGUUAAUCUGCUGUGGCAUCCACUCAGAGAGCAGCCCUUCAUCCGAGAACCAGCACAGCCUUUCCUCAAGUACAUUCUUCACAAAAACAAGGAAGACUUCACUUUAGAAGCUCUUUUGAUUCAUCCUGGAAGACUCUUGUGAACGUAUAUUUUCUUUUGCGCUAUAGCCUGACUUUGAAAAGUGCAUGUGGAUGGGAAUGAGGAAGGAUGCAUUUCUCUGGUUAUGAUUGUAAUGUUGACAGGCUUUAGUAGGUGUAGCGUGUACAGAUGAGGAGGAGAGGAUCUUUUUCGGACGGGAGUUACGUGCUGCACAGACCCAGUGUGCUCAAGGUUGUUUGGCUACAAGAAGCUGCAGGCUGUCACUGUCACGGCUGCAUCUUCCUGCCCUCCUGCACCUGGAUCCCAGGAUUUAGAGUUUGCAGACUAGAGAGUGACUUCACAAUGGCCUGAAUUUUCCCUGCAGGACUACAGAUGGAACCUCAGGAUAUAAGUCAGGUUUUGUCUCAGGCUUCGAGAGUCUAAAUGGAUUUACCUGAACUGGUUCACACCACAACCUGCAGGGACCUAGUUCCUCGAACUCCCUGCUGGAAUGCCUGUAAGCAAUGAUUAGCUCCAAAGAGGACGGUUCUUUGAAGUUUUUCCAGUAUGUUGAAGACUGUGGACUAAGAGCAUUUAAGGGAUUGGUCACACCAAACCUCGGCCACAUGUGGUAUGAAAAAAACAGGAUUAACUUUCAGGAGAAAAACGACAAGAAGAGAAAGCAGGAAGACAGCAUUAAAAGGCAAGAGGAGGUGGUCACAGAGGGUAAGCACCUGCGAAUGGGCUCCAUGAGCAUGCCGGCCCCUGCGGAGCACGUGUCCCCUCACCAGCAGCAGCCCCCCUGCAACACGGGUUUUGCGGUUCGCUCCCAGUCCCUCCACUCAGUGGGAGGAGGGGAAGAGGAGGGAAGCCCCACAUCCCGCAAGCAGCCCCCACCCAAACCCAGACGGGACCCCAACACCAAGCUCAGCAUCUCUUCUGAAGCUGUAGACCUCAGUCCCACCAAAGGCGAUGAUUUAGAGAGGUUCGAUGGAACACAAGGCUGCAGUGAGGACUGCCGGAAAGUUCCCCCACCAAAACCCAAACGAAAUCCCAACACACAACUGAGCACUUCAUUCGACGAAUCAAACUUUCUCAAUCAUGGUUCAAGAGGUUCGCCCACCUUGCCAUCUUCAAGAAAUGGCCAGGCUCCAUCUCCUCCUCAGACCCAGGGCCCACAUCAAGACAUGGAUGAACCAGUCUACAUUGAGAUGUCUGGAAACGCGGCCCCUCGUGAACCUACCCCUCAUGUUGAGGAUGAUGAGCCAGGUGAGGCCGUUUAUGAAGAGAUGAAGUAUCCUGCUCUGGACGAGUACGACUCACGAUGGGAUCUGUCAAACUACCGCUCUCAAUGUCCCACUCCUUGCCCACCUGAAGUUGAUAUCCACACUCCUCUAAGUCGUUGCAACACACCUAGGGGGAUGUCUCUUUGUGACAUCCCUGCCCCUUUCCCCAAUCUGUUGAGCCACAGACCACCUUUACUGGUUUUCCCUCCAGCCCCAGCUCAGUGCUCGCCGAACUCGGACGAGUCUCCACUCACGCCUCUAGACAUGGCCAAGAUUCCCACGUUAGAUAAUUCAUCGUACAGCAAGUCUCCAACCUCAUCCUCCCUGGAAACGUCUGCCUCUACCUCGCACUCCAGGCGUGCAGAGAGGGAGCUAACAGCUACUCCUACCUUAACUGUGUCAGGGCGAUCCUCAGCGCCGCCGCUUUCCUGCGCACACUACAAAAGUUCCUCCUCUUCACAUGCCUAUCAGCGUAGUCACUCGGCCUGUCCCUCACCUGUUAGCAUGGGCCGCAGCCUAACACCUCUUAGCCUCAUGCGGUCACCACCUUUUGAUGGCCCGUUUCCUGGAGCUGGCAUUCCUCGAAGCGCCUCUGCAACGCCUCACGGAAAGGGUUCACCGCCUCAGGAUGUCGCUUCAGGGGGACGCCACCACGGCUCUAUGCAGAAUGUCUCAGUAGUCCGCUCAAGGACGCCUACAAGCCCACUGGAUGAGCUAACCAACCUCUUCACCACUGGCAGGAAUAUGCUGAAGAAGAAUACCAGCAGCAGAAAAAGCAAGGAGUCGGGAGAGAGUGAAUCCAAGGGAAAGAGCCACAGCUCUGAGUCCAAACGUGAGCACAAAGAGCGGAGCCAUCACAGCAAAGAGUCCAAACGAGACAAGGACCGCAGCAGCAGUGGGAAAUCACAUCGGCGAGACAGCAAAGACAAAGAACCGAAUGGGAUUGAAGCCUUUUCUCAACGUGACAGCAAGGACUGUGGCUGUGGAAAUAUUGAGCAGUCAACUAGAAGAGACAUCAAGGACAGGGGAUGUAAUGGUCCAGAGCUGCCUCCUAGACCAGAAAGCAAAGACCGAGGCUGUAGCACAGAAGCGCUGCCUCGGCGAGAUAGCAAAGACAGAGGCUGUAAUACUGCGGAGCCGUUGCUUAGACGGGACAGUAAGGACAGAGGCUGCAACACUGUAGAGCCGUUGCACAGAUGGGACAGUAAGGACAGAGGCUGUACCACUGCAGAGCCCAAGCACAGACGGGACAGUAAGGACAGAGGAUGCAAAACUGCUGAACCGUUGCACAGACGGGACAGUAAGGACAGAGGCUGUAACACUGUAGAGACGUUGCAGAGACGGGACAGUAAAGACAGAGGAUGCAACACUGCUGAACUGUUGCACAGACGGGAGAGUAAAGACAGAAAUAAUAUUCCAGAAGUCUUGCCUAGGAAAGAGAGCAAAGAACUGCUACGAAAUGGUUUAGAUACCAGAUGGGACAGCAGAGAGAAAGUUUGCUACCUGAUAGAUCUGCCUCCCAGACAUGAAUGUAAGGAUGUGGGAAGAACUGGGCUCGAAAGUCGUCGGGACAGUAAGGAUAGCAGCAGGCACGGUGCGGAAUCCAUUCAGGACAAGGAGAAGAGCCACGGUGCAGAGAUCAGGGGGAAGGAAAGGAUCACCAAUGGCAGUGAUUUAAUGAGCAGGCGGGACUGCAAAGAUAGACAUAGCACUGAGUCACCCAAAGCACACAACAGGGACACAAGGUCAGGAUCUUCGGUGACGGCGUCUUCCAGCCGGUCUGGACGGUCUUCCAUUAGUUCAAUGAUGGGGAACUCAAAUUCUGACUUCAAGACAGUUCCCAAGCAAGGCCGGUCGUUCUCCACACCAUCUCCAAUAAGCACACCUCAAAGACGACCCUCCGAUCUCCAACAGAUGCACCCAAUGCCGUGGCUGUACGACGACAGCACCAUGCUGGAGCAGAUUGAGAGGAAACAGCGACUCUGUCGAGAGAUCAGAUCCCAUCAGCGGCUUCCUGAUCGUAGCCCAUGCAAGAAAGAAAGCCCGCCUAAUGUGCCCAGCUGGAAAACAAACAACGGGGCGAAGAAGCACGGGCCGCCCCCUUACCCCGCUCAGAACACAGUCUUCUGGGACACGGCCAUUUGACCUUCUGGUCUUGUGAGCACUUUAUUGGGUCACGCUCUGCCCUAUAUUAUCACACAGGGUUGUAGCAGCCAAUCAGAGCGUGCUCCCGCCAGAGGAUGUGCAAGACUGGGUUACCAUAGCAAUAUUUCCUUGAGGUUUUCUUAUCGUUGUGGAUAUUUAAUAUUUUUAUACUCCACGUGAUGACCUAGUAUCCAUAGAUAUUUUCGAAAUUACAUGGAAUAUCUUUGCAAAGUUUAUGUAGAGUUAGCCUAAUGCAGUUGUUUUUUUUCUAUCUUUAUUUGAUUUUGAAUUAAGUUUCUCGCAAAACACAAUCAGUACCUUCGCAUCAAUAGCUUUUACUUGCCUUUCUAUUUUAAGACCUCUAGAGACGAUGCUUCGGUGGUUUUGUGCCACACUGAAUGAAAUCUAUUGUAACACUGGAUGUUAUGGUGAAGGGAUUAGGGCUAGCUUACUUCUUGCUGCCUUUCCACGCUUUAUUCAAUCAUUUAUUUGAAUGUUUAUUUAUAUAGGAAGGAAACAAAUCAACGAUUUAGCAACUGUUUUAAUCACGCUGUCAUCUGUUUGGCCUUUAGUAAGUCAUUUAAGUAGCAGGUUGCAAAGAAUGACAAAUUAGGGUCAGGUCAUUGCACAGGCUAUAAGGGUAACAGUUUUCCUGUGUGAAAUGGGACCGUGUUUGAUCUGUGUGUGUAUAAUGUAUGGCAUUUCAAUCUGUAAUAAUGGGGUGUAGACCAUCUCCUCUUUGGGUCUGUGGCAAUAGACGGCCAAUGAGAAUCCUUUGAUGUGCACAAUGAGGAUGGUCACCCGGAGAUUAAUGACAAUCUGGAAUAUCAAAGCUGUAUUUUUUGCAACUCAGCGUUAUUUAAGAUUCGUAUACAUAUACUGAUAAUUGUAAAAUGAAGAGUUGUUUUUUUGUGCAGUGGUCUUGUAUAGAAUGACUGUGCCAUUAUUUAUCAUACGUUAAUUGAGGAGAUUGGUUGGCGACUGCCACAAAUGCUUGUUAUUAUUAGCGACACAAACCAAUGAGCAAUAGCUCUCUGCUAUUGUACGUUUGUAUAACCCACGGCUGCGAGGCCAGGUAACAGGGAUUAUAGCUGCAUAAACAAAGAGGCUGUACACAAGAGAGCUGCGAUUUUGCCAUCCUCUGCCACAUAUUGCUUAGCCGGAUACCUGCCACUCUCCCUCUACCUCUUAGAUCAGUUCAAGUGGUCAUUCAUUUGCACAACCAAUGCAACAUUUGCAUUGCCAAAGUACUUGGUUCCUAGUAGUAUCCCCAACCCUCAUUCCUCCCUUUGACCUCCAUGUUUGAAAUCGAUACCGGUACAACAUGUGUUGCCUUGGAGACCGAUACUCACUGUAAUUGGGUCACACUGAGUGAGAGGUCACAGAGACAUAUUGUACAUCAGUUGCUAGGUUGGGAUUUGGAGAAGAAAUCAAACUUAUGAAUUACUUAAGUGUUUUGGGCAAAAGUGCCCAAGGAGAAAGUCCAUAACCUGGGGUACAUAGUGUCAAAAACAUGGAGGUUCAGAGUUGCUCAACCGUUUGUAUGUGUGCAAGCCUACACUGUAUGCAGGUAAACAAUAAAGAUGAUUGUUUGAAAUUCA